CAAAUGGCUUUGUUGCUGUCUUAGUUUCUACCGUUUCUUCUGCUUCUGCUUCUGCUUCUGCUUCUGCUGCUGCUGCUGCUGCUGCUGUUGCUCUGCUACGAAGGUGGACUGCUAAGAAACAAAAGACCUAAUACGAUCUAAAUUGUAGAUAAAUAUCAUAGUUAUAUUUCUCGUGUGAAAAGAUUUCGCUUAGGAAAGAUGGUCAAGAUUAAAGAUUAUGAACCUCUUAUUAACGUCAGUACCGAUCCCAUUGGCAGUCUGGAAACUGAUGUGUUGAUUAUUGGAAGUGGACCUAUCGGUGCUACGUAUGCUCGUAAAAUACUGGAUGAAUCGGACGCCAAAGUGUUAAUGAUUGACAUUGGGGCUUUUGGUUCCGUGGUGCCUGGUGAACAUUUGAAAAAUACGUCGGUCUUUCAAAAGGAUGUCGACCCGUUUGCGAGUGUCAUUCGCGCUCAUUGGCAUAAUCUGUCAACUCCGGUCAAUAAGGCUCCUACUCCUACACUUGGUCCCGGAGCGUUUCGAGUUCCGUCGAAUAAGCUUGGUACUUAUCAGCUAAAAAAUCAGAAUCCGGAUCAAAAGGAUGAUGAUAAUAUGGCGGCUGCCGGCGCGACUUAUAUGGUGGGUGGUAUGAGCACUCAUUGGACUGCCGCCUGUCCUCGAAUGAAUGAGUCGGUUGAAUUGCCCGAUAUCAUUCCUUACGAAGAAUGGGAAACAUUGUAUGACGAAGCCGAAAAGUUGUUUAACGUUUCGAGCGAUGUUUUCGAUCAUUCGAUCCGUCAUAAUUUGGUCAAGCAGAUCCUAAGAGAGACUUACGCCGAUGAAAUUCCUCUAGAAAAAAACAAGCCGAAAAGUCUUCCUUUGGCGGCGAGACGUCGUAUACGCAACAGCGAAUUUGUUGAAUGGUCCUCCUCCGCUACAAUUCUCGGCAAACACGCCCAAGAUCCGAGCGUUAUUUAUAGAGCUUCGAAUCCGUCGUUGGCCUGUAGUAUGGAAAAGAAUCGCUUUCGUAUUAUGGAGCAGCAUAUCUGUAGGAAAUUGUUUCGUAACAAGGAGGGAAAUCAUAUUGAGUAUGCACUCGUUGAGAACUUACUUCAUAAAAGAUUCAUUAAGAUAAAGGCGAAAAUUGUUGUUGUUUGCUGUGGUACUGUGCUAAGCGCCCAAUUACUAUACGCUUCUGAUAUUCGCCCUCAAAAACUUGGUAAAUAUCUUACCGAACAGCCGAUGGCCUUUUGUCAAAUUGUUCUCAAUCAAGAUACUAUCGAUAGGCUAACUAAGCCCAAUAGCGAAUUCGCCGCAACUAUUAAAGAGUAUCAAAAAAAGAAUCCCAACGAUCCUAUUCCCAUUCCUAUGAACGAUCCCGAUCCGCAAUGUUAUAUUCCCGUCUCCGAAGAUAGACCUUGGCAUUGUCAAAUUCAUCGUGAUGCCUUCUCCUACGGGGACGUUGCUCCCAACGUCGAUCCUCGUCUAAUUGUUGACUUUAGAUGGUUCGGUAUAGUUAAACAAUCGGAGUCUAAUAUGGUUACGUUCAGCGAAGAGUACAAAGACUUUCUAGGAAUGCCGCAGCCAACCUUUCACUAUACGAUCGAUUCGUCCGAUAGAAUAACGUUAAGUUCAAUGAUGAAAGAUAUGUUGAAGGCGGCUACGUCGAUGGGUUCGUUCCUUCCCGGCUCGAGUCCGCAGUUUAUGACUUCUGGCCUAUCCGCCCACGUAAACGGUGUAACUAGAAUGGGAAAGAACGAAAAAGAUUCGGUAGUCGAUGUUAAUUGCAAAGUAUGGAAUAUCGACAAUUGCUUUGUCGGAGGAUUGGGAGUAUUACCAAAGGCGGCCGCCUGCAAUCAAACGUUAACAACGGCCGCUUUGGCAAUUCGUACUGUAAAUCAUAUGCUUAAAACGAAUAUGCUAUCCUAUAAGCAUGCCGAAGUUGAUUUCACCUACGAGUUGUCCGGUUCUCCCGAUUUUCAAAAGUUAAAUUUGGAAGGAAACCGACAGGAUGGCUAUUGGAUUAGUUCGUCGGACAUAAAUGCUAACGGCUACCAAGAUAUUAUUGGUUAUGGUUUGAAUGUUGGCGACAUUAGAUGGUUUGAAAAUCCAAACGCCAACAAAGUCGAUGUACCAUUGUCAACGGAAAUACCAACAAUAACAACAACAAAAACGGCGUUGACCGAAAAGAGUACGAAUGGUGUUAAUGGAGAUCAUAAGAAAGGUGCCCUAAACGGUUCCACUAACGGAAAGCCAGAAAAAUGGACAAGUCACCUGAUUACGAAGCUAAAUCAGCCAGUUGGAAUGGAUAGUUUCGAUAUUAAUCAAAAUGGCCUUCAGGACAUUAUUAUUACGUCGGAAUACGGACCAAAUAUGGACAACAUAAACGAGAAAGGUGGUCUUGUUCAUUGGUUGGAGAAUCCCGGCAAGGAUAAUUUAUCAAUGGAUAAAGAAUGGAAAAAGCACUAUAUCGGAAGAUCAACUGGAACGCAUAGACUAGUCGUUGGACAUUUUACCCAAACGGAGAGAAUAGAAGUUCUUAUUCUUCCGGUUGUCGGAAAAGCCCACGACGUUCAUUCGGUGUGCGAAGUGAAACUGUUUACUUCUCCACCGCUCAACCAACUCGAUAAGGUAAAAGAAUGGCAAGAGACGAUUGUUGACAACGAGUACUUUCACGUUAUUCACGGCGUUGAAAAGAAGAAAUACCGCAAAGACUACUACGGUGACCAAUUAGAUUCAGUCCUAUUGGCUUCGCAAGAGGGUAUCACCUACUUGUACUAUUCGACCGAACAGAAGAAAUUCGUGAAAAAGAAUCUGGCCAAAGGAACGUUGUGCGAAAAGACUACGACCGGCUGGUAUGGAUGCGGAAACAUCACUUCGGGUAGAGUAGGAGACGAUCCAUUCGCAUAUUUGGCAACGAUUGGACCAUUCCACGGAAAUGUUGUUGCCGUCUAUGUUCGAGAUAAUGCUGUUUCAAUCGGCGACUUGGAGCACUCCAAAUUCACGCGUUACGUAUUGGACGUUUACGGAGAGCCAAACGACAAAGGUGAAGGUCCGGGACAUUAUAUUAUUGCCAAGGAUUUCGACAACGAUGGAGAUGACGAAUUUCUCGUAGCUCUUCGAGGCGAUCCUCCAACUCAAGGAGUCUUUUAUUACAAACCAUUUGAUUUGAGCAAAGGUCAAUUUACAAAGUAUCAAGUAUCAAAAGAUUCAGCCGCUCGAAUUGCAGUUGCCGACUUCAAUAAGAAUGGUAGAUUGGACUUUGCAACAAUUGGCUAUUCGGUGAAAACCUAUUACGAGGCGAAACCUUGCGAAUUGAAUGUCUAUUACAAUUCGUUCGAUUGUUCAGACGUGAAAACGACUUAUGAAAUCGUAUUGGAAAUGAUGGAGAAGAAAACCAAAGAAAAAUCUGACGAAAAGGAAGAUAAAUCUUCCCUUAAAACGGAAGUAGUCGCAACUAUUCCUUAUCAAAGACCUUCGGCAAUUCAACAGAGUUACUUUCUAAAGAAGCAACUGAUAAAAAUCCACAAGCACACCAUCUCCUUGGCUUAUUUACCUCCUAAUAGUUCGGUAAAGAUACCCAAAGGAUUGAUGGCGAAGGUAUUGGACGGAGCUAUAUACUAUAAAACUUCGAAUAAUGCGCCUACCACCAUGGUAAGGAACGUAAUCAAUCCUGACGGUACGCGAUCGAUGAAGCUUUCCAGUGAAGAUUUGGAAAUUUGGACUGAGGAUGAGGAUUCAACUUUCCUGUGGAUGAUACCCGAUUUGGAGUAUUUAGACGGCGAUGUACCAUUCAUAAGGAGCGUCGAGUCGGUGGAAGUAAAAGCGAAUUUAGUGGACGAAAAAGUCGUACCAUUUGGCUUUAAACCUUACAGAGAUAUGGGAUUUUUCAAUAUGACUGGCUUUACGGUUCAAAUCGAGAGAGAGAAUAAGAAGACCGGCACGAUUGAGCUGAAAAAAAUAUGCCAUAUUCAAUUUUGGUUGGCCGAUAAGGGAGUUGAUUGCGGAAUUCAUGACCAUUCGGAAACUAAAGGAAAUGACGCCUUUUGUGAAAUUCACGCUUGCUUCUUGAACGGCACUGGUUCCGGUGGAAUGUACAAGCAUAUCGGCGAUAUUCACAAGCCAUUCAAGGAUAUGAAAAAGAAUGAGUUUUUAUAUAUAAGAGUUCCCAGUGGUUAUGAACACGGUCCCCUAUGGGAAAUCGAUGGGAAUGGAGACCCAAAACGUCGACCUGACGGCAGCGUAAUAUACCAACCUCAUAGAUGGAUGGCCGGAGAAGGAGAUCCAAAGGAGGCAAAGGAGAGUUCGUACGAUUUUUGGAUGGCUUGCGAAUUAAAUCCAACAAUUGUCAAUUCAAAUUUGAUUGAAAAGAGGAAUCAUUAUUAAAUAAAUAGAGCUAAAAGAAGAAAGGAGAAAGAAGACAGUAGCAACAAUUGAACAAAAAUUUGUUCAAACUCUAAAUUAUAAUUUACCAAUACAGUUAAAAAGCCUAUUGCGUUAUAAAAUCUCAUAUCUUGCGAAAUUGACAAAAUUGGUUUGAAUUCAAUUAGUUGAAUUGAAAGGUUUUGAAAGCAUUUCGAAAUGUCUAGCCCACGCUUAUUCCGUAUUCAGACAAUAUAGUUGAAAUUCUUGUAUUUUCUUCGUUCUUUUAGACUGUUUAGUUUCAUUCUGGUAAAUGUAUAGAUAGUCUAUCGAAUUCAAUGGAUUAACAUUGGCCUAUAUCUCUGACAUUAGCUUGCCAUUCGCCUAGAUUGAUAACCGGCUUCCAUACACCGUUCAUGUGGUUCCUACUCCUUCAAUGGUUUUCGACUGUACUGGCAGCCGGUGAGAGCAGAAAGUUGAUCCUUAUUGCUGCAAUACUAGGAAUGGGCUUUUUCUUUAUUGCCGCUGUGAGUGAGGAUUAUCUGACUACCGUUUAUAGAUAGACAUUAUCGUAGAUGGUAACUUUUCCUUCUCCUGCAAAAUCUCUUCGAUGUAGUUGAAUAGGAUUUGAAUGAGAAUUCUUUUAGAGACGAUAUUUAACGUGAAAUUUAGACGUCUCCAAGUAAAAAAGUGAUAAUUAUCUGUGAAAGUUUGCAGAUAUCCAUUUGGGAAUAGAAUGGAGAAUUUUAGUGUAACUUUCAUCGACGCUAAAAUAGACUGACGCAAGUAAUUUUCGUCAAGAAAUUCCAGCUGAAUUCUAGCCAGGAUUUAGUUAAUUGCGAAGUACUUGGUUUCCAAAACCAAAACAAACUAUUCGAAGAAUCUGGUCGGCCGUCCAUUAGAAAAUCCAGAUUAGUAAAGGAGAGGACGAACUUUGAAUUUGAGAUAUUUGAUCUAUGAGAUUGCUGCGAAGAUAAUCGUACGAAGAAGAGGAAAGAAUUAUUGAGGAUUAUAACAAAUACCAAUGGAAUUAUCAUUGGCAGUAGUGAGAGAUUGAAAAUUUAAACGACGCUCUACUUCGUUCUCUCUGAUAAACUAAUCUGUUUCAACGAGAAUAAAAGACACAAUUGCCUGUCAACUUUGAUAAUUAAAUCACUUUUGAACCGACUUUCGAUCAGGUUUGCUUGUAAAAAAUUCAUAAACCCUAAUUAAUCACGUUCAAGUCUUUUAUUCAUUCAAUCAUUACAAAUCUCUAGCAAAAGUAUAUAACAAAAUAAUGCUUUCUUUAUAUGUGUUCUAGGUCAUUUUAGCGUUAUUGUUCUUUUUUAUAGCCUAAGAGAGGAAAAAGAUGAUUCGGAUAGUGUGCUUAGGGUCAAGCACUCUUCUCUAGGCCGUUUACCACUUUUCAAGAGGAUUCCUUUAUCUUUCCACUUUUUUUCGCUUUCUCCUCUCAGUUCGCCCCUGUGCCUCUUUAAUAUUCAAUUAAAUCAAUCCUUG
Molecule: messenger RNA, 5838 nt
Organism: Dimorphilus gyrociliatus
Lineage: Eukaryota; Metazoa; Annelida; Polychaeta; Dinophilidae
Source: the annotation of a GenBank genome assembly